CCCGCCCCGUUUUUGCCCAUGUGCGGUCAAAAGAUGCGUUGGAAAGCUUUUAUCGGAAGAUUUAUUAAUUCGCAUGUUUAAUUAUUUCAUGUAAAGUCAAUCUUCGGUGUAUUUAUCAGCAUGGAUCUCGCCGCAAAGGAUUCGUACAUUCAAAAACUUGCAAGUAAAAUUUUUUCCCAGCCAGAAAAGGAGCCAAAGAAGAGACCGUUUGUUCAUUUCAAGGGUAAAAGAGACACUGAUCCACCAAAGAAGAAGAAAAAAUGUAAAAAGAAGCAUUCUAAAGACAAAAACACUGAUGAGAAGAUAUCAAAACUCCAACAGAGGCCUUCAGCUUCUCCAGCAGCUCAAAAAAGCCUGACUGCAGCCAAACAAAAUGGAUCCAAAACUACUGAGACCAUGAAUGGAGCCAAAACGCAGAUACUUAAAGGAGGAACUGUAGACUCCAGUUUAUCCACCGUAGAUGUGUUGCGCAAGAGGCUGCAUGAAAAGAUUGAGGAGUCCAGAGGGCAGGGAGCGCCAAAGGAUGCAUUAUCAGAGGCAGUCCAGGCAAAGCGUGCUAAGCGAAAGCUGGAGAGGGAGCGCAAGAAGAGGAAAAGGAAGGAAUUUCUGAAGCAGAAACUGGCUGAAAAGAAUGACCAAGAGCAGCCAGCAGAGAUCAAAAAGGAAGUACCACAGCCUCCGCCCACAAACAAAAGAGAUGAGACUGCUAUUGUUUUUAACAAGGUAGAGACAGUGGAAGAGGUCUAUGUCGAUAAAAUGCAGAAAAAGAAGGAAAAGAAACAAAGUGUAAAGGGUCAGAUAACUCCACUGAAGGGAAAGAACUACAAGCAGCUGUUAAGUCGUAUUGAGGCUCGCAAAUCGAAGCUGGAAAAGCUGAGAGAGAAGGAUGAGAAUAAAGCACGCGAGAUGGAGAUGAAGAUGAAAUGGACGAACGUGCUUUAUAAGGCAGAGGGCAUCAAAAUCAAAGAUGACGAAGACAUGCUGCGUGCCUCUUUAAAGAAGAAGGAGAAGCAGCGUGCACAGAGGAAGAAAAACUGGGAACAACGUAGCCAGAACGUUAUAGAAAAGAUGCAGCAAAGGCAAGACAAGAGGAAAAAGAACAUCCAGAAACGAAAGCAAGUCAAAAUAGAGAAGAAGAAGAACAGGGCACGGAAGAAGGGCAGAAUUCUGCCAGAGGACUUGAAAAAAGCCGCAGUCUAGAGGAAGAAAAUACUUAUUUCUACAUGAGCUGAUAAGCCAUUUUUUAACAUACUGUAUAUGAAAGCAAAUUGCAUGUGCAAAUAUUGUUCCCUUUCUUCCCCUGCUGGAGUAAUAUAAUGUGUGUCAUGAUUAAUAAAGUAUGAUCUUUUAUUACUCUGAAAA
Molecule: messenger RNA, 1362 nt
Organism: Melanotaenia boesemani (Boeseman's rainbowfish)
Lineage: Eukaryota; Metazoa; Chordata; Actinopteri; Atheriniformes; Melanotaeniidae
Gene: surf6
Product: surfeit 6
Exons: 4
Coding region: 121-1200 (359 amino acids)
Biological process (GO): ribosomal large subunit biogenesis; ribosomal small subunit biogenesis
Cellular component (GO): nucleolus
Molecular function (GO): RNA binding; DNA binding
Source: RefSeq, a predicted model, not a curated record